AUGUCCUAAAUACCAUUAUCUAAAUAUCAUUUGCUUACUAAAAUUGGUUAAGGACUUUAUGGAGACGUUUAUAAAGCCAAUAUAUUAGGAACUGAUUAAUAUGUUGCAGUAAAGAAAAUACGCAUAUAUGUAAGUUGAUAUAAAUUUAUAAAAGGAUGUUUCUGUUGGAGUACCAAUAACAGCUUUAAGAGAAACAUCACUCUUACAACGUAUUUAACAUUAAAAUGUUGUAAAGUAAUUCAAAUUUACAAUAUUGAUUAGAAUACUUGAAGUUGAAAAAAUACAUGGUUAAAUAAGAGUAGUUAUGGAGUACUUAAAAUUAGAUUUAUAAUAAUACUUGAAUGAAAAUAAAGACAGAUUAAGUGUAGAAUUGCUUAAAGUAAUACUUUUACUAUAAUAGAAAUUCAUGCAUGAUAUUUUAUCAGGAGUUGGGGCAUGUCAUAGAUUAAAUUGUAUACAUAGAGAUAUAUAACCAAAAAAUAUACUUAUUUAAGAUGAUGGUAUAAUAUUAUCAAAUCAUAAAAUAAGGAACUCUAAAGAUCGGAGACUUUGGAAGUGCUAGAGUAUUUCAAAAGUUUCCAUAGUUUUUCACUUCAGAUGUUUGUGAUUUAUGGUAUCGAGCUCCAGAAUUAUUACUGGGAUCAAAUUAUUACACAAUAGCUAUAGAUAUGUGGGCUAUAGGAUGUGUAUUUGCUGAACUUAUACUUAAAUAACCUUUGUUUUAAGGUGAAAAUGAAAUUCAUUAAGUCAAAUUGAUCAUUCCUAAUGUAUAAUCAUUUUAGACUGUUGUAAUUAUCAUAUCUUUAUUUAGAAUCUAAAUGAUCCUAAUCUAUAAAUAUAAUUUAAUGGUAUCAUUACUAAUAAACUCUAAAACCUAAUUAAUUAAGAUGGAUUAGAUCUUAUAUUAAAAUUGCUGAAAUUAGAUCCAGAAUAAAGAAUAUCCUGUUCUUAAAGUCUUUAGCAUGUAAUUGUUUUAUUUUUACUCUUAGUCCUUCUUUAGAUGA
Messenger RNA from Paramecium pentaurelia, 1004 nucleotides. The record is from the annotation of a GenBank genome assembly. NCBI's taxonomy places the organism in Eukaryota, Ciliophora, Oligohymenophorea, Peniculida, Parameciidae.